AUGGUGAUGCGCCGGGGACGAACUGGCUGGUCGAAGGUGGGUGAUGCGGUAUUUACGUAUUAUCGACCUUGGGUUGCUUGGGGGGUGGGCUGGCUGGCGGCAGGCAAGAUGCGCGGUGACAGGAAAGCUUCAGGACCCUGUCGGACAGCUUUCGGUUCGAGAUGGCGAGAAAGAGAAUUUACGGCAAAGGCGAAGCAGUCGACACUCGUGCCAUUUUCAGAUGAGAACAGACGACAUGGACAUGACCUGGGAAUUAGGAAGAUGGAGGGGGGGCAGGCUCUGGAUAAAGGGCAGAACAAACGAGCAAGAGUCAAGAGAGAGAGGGACGGGAGAGACAAGAAACGGGCAGACGGGACAACGGGCCAACGUAACAGGGCGACGGGGGAUACUGGGGGGAGGAGGAGAGACGAGACGAGACGAGAACGUGAGAAGAAACGUGGAUGGAAAGGAGCAGCGCAACAGGCAAGCCGCAAACCAGCUCCAUCCAGGAGAGAAAGAGAGAGAAAGAGCAACAACCAGCACCAGCAAAAGCACCACCAAGUACACCAUACGAGACGAAGCAAGCGGCGGCGGCAAAGAUGCCAGGGACGGUACGGUACCUACUCCGUAUACCCCGUGGCUCAUCCCCGUACGAGACUACGAGUAACGAGGAGCAAGCAGGUCGUGCAGUGA
Molecule: messenger RNA, 672 nt
Organism: Colletotrichum paranaense
Lineage: Eukaryota; Fungi; Ascomycota; Sordariomycetes; Glomerellales; Glomerellaceae
Exons: 2
Coding region: 1-672 (223 amino acids)
Source: RefSeq, a predicted model, not a curated record